AAACCAAAAGAAGAAUUCAAACAAUUUCAAUCCCCCCACAAAUUUAGCUCCUGGCGCCCCUCUUUCCCCAAAUAAAAUUCAUCCUCUCUUUCAAAUCCUAUAAAAAUAUCAAAUCUUCAACCGAAUCUAUCAAUCUCUCUGCAAACCCUAACUCUUUAGCGUAACAUCUACGCUCAAAUCCUCCGAUGAAGAAGGGAACCAAGCGAAAAGCUAACCGUAAGGACGACGGAGCCUCCACCUCCGCCGCCGCAACCGCCACCGUUGAACCGCCGCAGCAGGAGAUUACGGAAACUAAGGAGGUUGAAAAGCCUGCACGGAAAGCCAAGCGUGCUAAGGCUUCGAAGGAAGCGGAGCCGGAGUUCUUCGAUGAGCAGCGUGAAUUGGAGGAUUUAUGGAAGCAAAUUUUCCCUGUUGGGACAGAGUGGGACCAGCUCGACUUGCUAUCUGAAUACAAUUGGAAUUUUAAAAAUUUGGAAGAUGCAUUUGAAGAGGGUGGGGUACUACAUGGGAAGAAAGUCUAUCUCUUCAGUUGUACAGAGCCACAAUUGCUCUUUUUUAAUGGUCAAUCAAAAGUAACCUGCAUACCUGUAGUGGUUGCGAUUGUGUCUCCAUUCCCUCCUUCUGAUAAGAUUGGAAUUAACUCUGUACAAAGGGAGUCUGAAGAAAUUGUUGACAUGAAGCGGAUGAAAAUGGACUGGGUCCCAUAUAUUUCCCUAGCAAAAAGGGGUUCUCAAGUUGAAAGACUCAAAUCUCAAAUCUAUAUACUUACUUGUGUCCAAAGAAGGGCUGGUUUAAGACAUUUGACGAUGGAUCGUGUCAAGAAGUUCGAAUACUGCUUACCAUACUUUUAUCACCCCUUCAAGGAAGAUGAGACUGAACAGAGUACUAUUGUGGAUAUCAUGUAUCCAAUUGAACCCAAGCCUGUUGUCUGUGAGUUUGAUUGGGAGUUAGAUGAUCUUGAGGAUUUCGCUAACGAUCUCAUUGCUGCGGAGGAGCUGUCUGAAGAUCAGAAGGAUGCUUUCAAGGAAUUUGUCAAAGAAAAAGUUCGAGAAGGAAAGAGAGCUAAUCGUGAGGCACGAGAAAAGCGUAAGAAAGCUCGAGAGGAAAUGAGUCAAGAGAAAGUGGCUGCAUUUGAGAACAUGAGGUUUUACAAAUUCUAUCCGGUUGCCACACCCGAUACCCCAGAUGUUUCCAGUGUCAAGUCUCCAUUUAUAAAUAGGUAUUAUGGCAAGGCGCACCAAGUGCUCUAAGCAGGUUAUAUGUCCAUGCAAAUCUUGGUGUGGUGGUGGUGGUACUGGCGGCAGCAGCGGCGGCGUUAGGGUGGUUGAAAGAGACUAGGAAAAAGACUAUCCUCAUAUGUCUUUUAAGUUGUAGGAAUUUUGAAAUUUGUGUAAUUCAUGUUGCUUACUUAUGAAUGUUUUAUUUAUUUAUUUAUCAAUGAGAAUGAGAAUGGGACCUACUAUA
Helianthus annuus (common sunflower) is the source of this 1464-nucleotide messenger RNA. Its product is annotated as protein HEAT INTOLERANT 4. The record is from RefSeq and is a predicted model, not a curated record. Gene Ontology annotation, biological process: regulation of cellular response to heat. Bases 186 to 1250 code for a protein of 354 amino acids. The transcript has 14 exons. Lineage: Eukaryota; Viridiplantae; Streptophyta; Magnoliopsida; Asterales; Asteraceae.